Molecule: messenger RNA, 14161 nt
Organism: Styela clava
Lineage: Eukaryota; Metazoa; Chordata; Ascidiacea; Stolidobranchia; Styelidae
Product: protocadherin Fat 4-like
Biological process (GO): cell morphogenesis; cell-cell adhesion mediated by cadherin; cell migration
Cellular component (GO): adherens junction; plasma membrane; catenin complex
Molecular function (GO): calcium ion binding; beta-catenin binding; cadherin binding
Source: RefSeq, a predicted model, not a curated record
UUGUAUUGAGUUUCAUUUUAAAUAUAUACGAAAGUAUUUAGUCCGGACGAUUUUGGAUUCUGGCUGGAGUAAGAAAUAGAAAUACCGGAUUUUAACAAGGCGACGAAUAACAUGCGAUUGUUGUGGUAUCGAACAAUUGAAUGUGACAUAAACGGUUGACUGGGAUAUAAUGGUUCGAUAUGUCAACACUGGAGUUAUUUUAGUGGUUUUUAUUUGGAUAUCGGUGACAAACGGACAAUCCCAGUUUUCGGUCAAAGAGGAACAAGACCCUGGAACAUUUGUAGGGACCAUACCUGAAAUAAACGUGGAUUAUACGUUAACCGACACCCCCUAUUUUCAACUUAACAAUGGAAAUCUUCUGACAAAACGGAGAAUAGACAGAGAAUCUUUGGAUAAUGACGUCAUCAAACUAACUGUUGUGUCAGAAGAUCCGGGAGAAGUUCCGAUUGAAAUUUCUGUCACAAUUCUUGACGUGAAUGAUCAUAACCCAACAUUUCCAGUUUCACCACUGAAUGUCAACUUUACAGAAAGUACAGAUUCCAAUUAUAGGCGCAUUUUACCAUUGGCUGAUGAUGGCGAUUCUGGACAAAACGCUGAAAUCACAUCAUAUGAUAUCGUAUCUGGAGAUACCAGCGUAUUUCAAGUAUCUUUCGAAUUAAAUGGCGGACGACCUAUUUUGUACUUGAACGUACUCAAGCCUUUGAAUCGAGAAGUUUUGGGUCGGUAUGAUCUCAAUAUUUCCGCCGAAGAUGGAGGCGCCGAACCCCGGCGAGGAUAUUUGCAUUUGAUCGUCAACGUACAAGACGUAAACGACAAUGCUCCCGAAUUCGUCAGAAAGCAAUACAAAGAAAGUUUUCCGGAAGACACGCCAGUCGGUUCCGUGCUUUUCUCUGUCCUGGCAAAUGAUCUUGAUUUGGGCGAGAAUGGACGUGUGACAUAUUCUAUUGAAGAAAAUGAUGGAACCUUCGGCAUCAAUUCUACAACUGGAGAAAUAAUUUUACUGAGAGCAUUAGAUUUUGAAAACCAGAAAACUUAUUCUACAAUUAAAGUUGUAGCCAGGGAUGGCGGAAGCCCUAGUAUGGAAAGUAGCACGUUGUUAACUAUCGAUGUCUCAAACGUAAAUGAUAAUGAUCCCGCAAUAUCGUUCACAUACAUUCCUACAACUGCAAGCAUUGCUUCAAUAAACGAAAAAACUGACAUUGGAACUUUGGUCGCCCUUGUCACGGUAUCCGAUCCAGAUGAAUCAGAGAGAUCGAACGAUGUUCCAAUGGGAAUUGUAUCUGGAAAUGAUCACGGAUAUUUUGAAUUGAUUAAAGUGAAAAAUUUGAACUUCGCCAAAAUUCAGGUUGCAAACAACGAUAGCCUGAGUGAUCAACCAUCAUACAAUCUCACUAUUCGUGCAAACGAUUCGGAUCCAGAUAGCGAGAGAUAUUCUCUAGCAAGUAUGAUUAUUCUUGUUAAUUCUGGAGAAAACCAUCCACCAAAGUUUGACAAGAAAAUCUACAAUGUCACGAUAUCAGAACUCACAACAAUUGGAAGCAUCGUGACAAGUGUUCACGCACAAGAUACUGACAUAGGAUUAAAUGGUAGACUCGUGUACAGCAUCGAAGAGGGCAAUGAUCUGGGGUGGUUCAAGAUAGACAAAGGCAGUGGACUCAUGACAACAAUAAAGAAAUUGAGAUUUGAGCAAACCUUAACGAAUGGGAGUAUAAACCUAAAAAUCAGUGCAAAGGAUGAAACCUCCUAUCCACUUUCUGAUACUGCCGAUGUGGGAAUAAUCAUUAUUGACGAAAACGAUAAUUUUCCGACUUUUGAAGAAACUAGUUACUCGUUUUCAAUAAAGGAAAAUACAAAUGGUUUUGUGGGAAAAGUGGAUGCUCGAGAUAACGAUUAUGGAAAGAAUGGGGACUUUGAAUUCCGCCUAAAAGAGGUGAAAUCGCCAAGAAAUUCAAAAGGUUUAAAUGACUUGAUUUCCCAUUUCACGAUUGAUAAAUAUAGUGGACGUAUCAAUGUCGUUAAACCUUUGGAUAGAGAAAAGGUUGAAGCGUACAUUCUGACUUUGUCAGUUACCGACUUGGGAGAGUCACCUUUGACCUCAGUUGUGGAUGUGACUGUAGAAGUGUUGGACGUUAAUGAUAAUCAACCUAUGUUUUAUCCGAAUGCUUAUUUUGCCAAUGUCAAUUCAAAUACCAAGCAAGGCACUGUAAUAGGAUCAGUUCAUGCGACAGAUAAAGACAGUUCUGAUGCGGAUCGUAUUACUUAUCAUUUCGUUGAAGAUAUUGGAUCGAGGACGCAGUAUUAUAACGUUAAUGCUAAAACUGGUGAAAUUUCAUUGGCUCAAAGUGUCGUUCACAGAAACGAACAAAGUGACGUCCUAAAGGUUUUUGCUUUGGAUGGUGACAAUAAAGCAUCAACCGAUAAUGCCACAUUUUCUGUGGCAAUAGGUUCGUCUCUACCUGAAAGCGUCUUCAAAAAGGAAAAUUACAAUUUAUACAUGUUGGAAAACUCACCAGAUAAUUAUGUAGUUGGUCGAGUGAAAGUUUUACCAACCACCAAACAACUGAGAUUUUAUUUAACAAAUGGUAACGAAGACGGUACUUUUAAAAUCGAUUCAAUUACUGGCAAUAUUGUAGUGGCAAAUUCCUCAUUAAUUGACGCAGAAUCUACCACAAUCUACAAUUUAACAAUCACAGCAGAAAUCAUCAAAUCGUCAUCAUCUGUUACUGUCGGAUAUACAACAUCUUCAUAUCUAAUUCACGUUAUCGAUGUAAAUGAUAAUUAUCCCAUAUUUCUAUAUACAUCGGAAACGUCAAAAUGGGAUGGCAUGUACACAGUUUCAGAUGCAGUUACUGUAGAACUGGACGAUGAAUACUUGAGCACGGUAAUAUACAACGCUGGAGCGCAUGAUUCAGAUUCUGCAGAAAAUGGGAAAAUAGAAUAUUCCAUUAUAAGCUCGUAUUCCAAUAUAAAAAUUGAUUCAAUAACAGGUUUAAUUUCUGUUAAACCUCCAAUUAUUUCAAUAUCAACAUGUCCAGAGAGUCAAACUGACUUCAAAGCUGAAAUAACGGCUUGUGAUGAAGGAUCACCACGUCUUUGUUCGGUGCUGCAUCUAGAUGUUAAGAUUAUUCUUCUAGACCAGAUACUAGAUAAACCAAUGCAAAAUUUCUAUAUUUCACUGCCUGAAGAUACCGAUAUGAAUUACCUUGUUGCUAACUAUGCAGAAUUAUCGUCGAAUUAUGUUGGAAUAAUGGAUACCAAAGACAUUACUUAUUCUCUGAAUCCCAAUAGCCAAUUUAAUGUCUACCCAAGUGGGGAAGUUUUGCUUGCUCAAAUUUUGGAUUUUGAAAUUACAUCAGGCUAUGAAGCUUUACUGACAGCGGAUUUCGCAACUUCUAGGAACACUUGGAAAGGAACUUCACAACUUUCUGUGUCUGUGAAAGAUGUGAACGAUAACAUACCUCAAGCUGGUUUGAAAAAGCAUAUGUUUGUUGUAACUGAAAACGCUAGUCCCGGCGAUUUUAUUGGCUCGGUCAGAGCGAUAGACUACGAUAGCGGAAUAUAUGGUUCGCUCGUAUACAAUUUGCAAUCGUCAAACUCUGUAUCGUCGUUAUUUUAUACCGAUAUUACAACAGGAGACAUAUACGUCGGGCAAUCUCCAGACAGAAAUCUCCUCUCCAAUUUAGGUUUGCAAAAUGGGAAUAUAUUACUGGACAUGGCUGUUUCUGAUCAAAAUGGUAUGAAUGGGUCUGUCUCAGUAAUCAACGUUGCGUAUAUACCUGUAAGGAUAAAUAUCGAAUUUGAAUAUCGUUUUUCGUUAUACUUCGAAUCUAAUCGAUAUUUCGCAACUAAAAUGGAGAAUUCUCCUUCGCCUGACGUAUUGACCGUACUUGCAAAAGACGGAGAUGCUCCUUGGUCGUCUAAAACCAUUCGAUACCAAAUAUACAGCGCUGUUUCCAAGGAAACAAGUAUUCCGUUUAUCAUAGACGAAGUAACAGGAAGCAUACAACUGAAAGAAGGCGUUUCUUUAGACAGAGAACAAAACGAAUUAUAUCACUUACGGCUCAAAGCUACUGAUGUCGAUCACGUAUCGAAUACCGCAUUUGCUAAUCUAGUAAUUCAAGUAUUAGACGAAAUUGAUACACCUCCCGUUUUCAAAGAAAAGUUUUUCCGAUUCUCAAUUUCUGAAUUAUCGCCAGUUUUGACUAUGAUUGGUAGAGCUGAAGCUCGAGAUGGAGACUCACUUACUAUAAGUACGGAAAUCACUUACGAGCUUCUCACCGAGGAAUCCGUUUUUGACAUCGAUCCUGCUACUGGAUUUAUAUUUUUAAUAGGAACCGUGGAUUAUGAGAUUCAAAGGCGAUAUAAUAUAACAGUCAGAGCUACUGACAAUAGUGAAAUGUCCACAAAUACUUAUGUUAUCAUCGAUAUUUUAGAUGAGAAUGAUAAUGCUCCGAAAUUCACGCGAGUCGCGUCGCUUCCUCUCAGAGAGAAAUUUUACGGCAGUCCUACUAUUGUUGGUACCGUGAAAGCUGAGGAUGCCGACUCGGAUGAUUAUGGCCGGGUACGUUAUUCACUGGUACACAAAGAUGAUACCGACUCAACAAGCAGAUCGUCAACCUCAAAUUCUGUAGUUGAAAUUGAUCCCAUAAGCGGCAGAAUCACGGUUCGCGGAAUGGUAGAUCGAGAAGAAACACCAACAUUGAAUCUCAUUAUUAGAGCAACCGAUCAAGCAAAGCCAGUAUCUUUACGGAAAUUUUCAGACGCUACUCUCAAAAUUGUAGUCUCGGACAUCAACGAUAAUAAACCAGAAUUUACAAGCCCUACGUCUUAUGUUUUAUCACCCCAAUUUGCCAGGAGAAACGGCCAUACUAUCAUGAAAAUAUCUGCAACAGAUCGUGAUGAAGGCAAAAAUGGCGAAGUAACUAUAGCUUUAUCAAGAACUGGCAUGCACUCAAACUUGUUUACAUUGAAUGCUGAAAACAAUUUGAUUCUGAAAGCUCCAAUCACAUCAGAGAAUCUGGUUUACCCGGUACACCUGACUGCGACCGACAAAGGUUCUCCACCAAAAUCAACUCGUAUGACAGUGUAUGUAAUUGUAGCUGACGUUACGAAGACAGAUAGUGGACCAAGAAUUCGUUCGAUUCCUGCAAUAACACUGUCGGAACGGAGCGGUCCAGGGUUUCUUGUUACAUCAUUGCCUGCCGCUUCCGCAAGGGUGGGGGGAUUGACUUCGAUGACCCGAUAUUACCUUACAAAGUCCUCAAGAUCCGAUGCCAAAGAAGAUAACGAGAUGUUCGCAGUUAAUCGGAUCACAGGAGAUGUCACACAUGCACAUGAUUUAAAAGGAAAAGGAGGAUUGAGUUACACAUUAGAAGUCAUGGCUGUGGAUGAAGAAUCAACAAGACAAUACCCCAAAAUUUCACGAUCUACGAUCACCAUCAAAAUUACAGAUGAGAAUGACCAUGCGCCCAUAUUCGAUAGCGCCACCCAGCGACUAGAGAUUUUAGAAUCGCUUGCACCAGGAACAGAAGUUACUAAAAUAACUGCUACAGAUGGUGACGUCAACAAUGAAGUUAUUUAUUCUUUACAAACAAAAUCUGACCAAACUGAAACAGAUUUUGUGAUCAAUCCUAAAACGGCAGAGAUUUCAGUUGGACCAAAUGGAUUAGACAAAGAAAGAGUUCCGUUGUAUGAGUUACAAGUGAUCGCAUCUGACGGCAUUCAUCGUUCAUCAACGGAACUCAUCAUUGAGGUCGAUGACGUCAGUGACAGUCCGCCAAAGUUCAACGAAUCAACGGUUUGUUUCGAUCUCGCUGAAAACAAUCCUUCUGGUACUUACGUCGGCAGGGUGUCUGCUAAAGAUGAAGAUUUGACUUCACGAGUUACUUAUUCCCUAAUAAAUGAUUCAUAUUCUGGCAUGUUCCGAGUACAACAAUUAUAUGGAAUAAUCACGUUUGAAGGAAAUCCAGAAAUAUUGAACAGAGAAUACGAAGAUUUUUAUAUCUUACAUAUCAGAGCUAUUGAUGAAACCGGUUUGUUCUCAGACAUCAGAGUUUUUAUAUUUGUGAGUGACGUCAACGACAAUCCACCCAUAUUUGAUUCAUCUGAUACAAACGAAAUUGUUAGUUUAUCAGAAAUUGCAAAUGUUGGAUCUUACGUUACCACAGUGAAAGCAACAGAUAAUGACAUCGGAUUGAAUGCAGAAAUUUACUACAGCAUUAUCAGUGGGGAUCCUAAUCACAAAUUCAGAAUAGAUAGUGAUACUGGAAAAUUACGAACUAUUUCUGCUCUUGACCGCGAAGAACAAGAAUCCUAUACUUUAAAAAUCAUAGCAUGGAACAAGUACGCAGAAGGAGCCGAGCAACAAUUCUCUUUCAAAACUGUUGUUGUGAAUGUAUACGAUGAAAAUGAUAAUCCACCUAUGUUAAUGCUACCAAAAGAAAUUUCAUUGAAAGAAAAUGCUGAAAACGGAAACAUAGUUUUAAAAGUUGACAUCAUUGAUUUGGACACGGGAAUUAUUAAUAAAAAUAAAAUUGCUUUGGUACAAACAACUCCGGAUGACGGAAUAUUUGAAAUUGAUUCGAGAUCUCAGAAUAUCAUCGUGAAAGAUGUAUCAAAAUUAGAUUUUGAAACAACAACUCGAUACAAUCUUACACUUGCUGCAUAUGAUGAAGGUGAUCCUGACCUGUCAUCUGUUACAAAUGUUAUGAUUCGAAUUAUGAAUAUAAACGAACAUAGUCCGAAAUUUGUCAAAACUACAUAUUCAAGAAGUUUGUCCGAAAAUUCUCCGUUGGGAUCUUUCAUAACAAACGUCCAUGCUGAUGAUUUGGACGCAGGUUUUGAAGGAGAAGUUCAAUACAAUAUUGUGCCAUCGACCAAUUCAAAGUACUUUUACAUCGAUAGAUUUACAGGAAAUAUUUUUCUUGCCAAUUUCUUGGAUUACGAAAAACAGGAUAAAAUUUCAAUCGAAAUCGAAGCAGUCGACGGCGGAGCGAACUCACUUGUUAGCACGGUUCCUGUUUUCAUCAAUGUCCUGGACGAAAAUGACUGUGGACCCGUGGUUACACCCGCGUAUUCUGUUGUGCACGUCAGGGAAAAUACUAAUAAUGGUGCCGUCCUGUUAAAGCUCUCAGCAAUUGAUCAAGACGCUGGAAAUAACGGGAUGGUUCGUUUUCAAAACAAUGUAAUGACAGUUCCUGAUACCGAUGCUUUUAUUUUAUCUCAUAAUUCUGAUGGUACUACAAAUUUGAUUCUGAGAGAAGCUAUUGAUCGGGAAUUGUACUCUCAAAUUGAAGUAACUGUAACUUCUGUAGACAGUGGAUCUCCGCCAAUUAAAGGCAGCGCUACAAUUUUAAUUAUUGUUGAUGAUGAGAAUGAUAAUGUACCAGAAUUUGAACAAAAACAAUAUUACGUUGCUGUACCAGAAGACGUCCUACCAGGAAGCAAAAUUCAUUCUGUGAAAGCUCGAGAUGACGACGCCUCUGCUAUUAUGUAUAAACUGGAUGGAGAUAGUGAAGUUUAUCCAUUUUAUAUUGAUCCAGCCACAGGAGAAAUAUUUACACGAGAUACUCUUGACAGAGAGACUAUGAAUUCGUAUAAUAUUACGAUACUGGCAAUCGAUGGCAGAGAUUUUGCUGGAACCCAACACUCAGUAUCAGUGAAUUUGUUGAUCGAGUUAUCUGAUAUAAAUGAUAAUUCACCUUCGUUUACAAAUCAACAGAAGAACGUCUACGUCAAUCAAAAGAAUUCAAUUGGAACUAUUUUUGUUGCUGAAGCAUUUGACCCAGACAGUGGUGAAAAUGGAAGAAUACGGUACAGCAUGGAUGGGAAUUCAUUCUUUAGAAUUGAUCAGAAUACUGGACAAAUUGAAGCGACAAAUUCAUUAACGUCCUCUCACACACUAAAGAUAUAUGCCUUCGAUCAUGGAUCGCCAUCAAAAUCUACCACCAUGGACGUCUUAGUUUAUCUUACGAAUAAGAGUCCACCAACAAUAACUCACGACGUUAACAAUCCAGUAAGAUUAUUUGAAACGACGCCUCCAAAUAGAUUUAUCAAAAACUUUGACGCAUCGUCAACACGAAGCGAUGCAGGAAAUCUGAAAUUCUAUUUGAGAGGAGACAGAUUUGAUUGGUUUUCCAUUGAUCAAACGACGGGAAAUCUAAAAACAAUCGGUCAAAUUGAUCAUGAAAUCUCAUCAACUUUGACAAUGUGGAUUGAAGUAAAAGAUUCUGGUUCGCCACAGCUGUCAAGCUAUGUAAAAAUAAUCAUUGAGAUUGAGGAUGUGAAUGACAAUCCGCCAACCUUCGAUCAAGAUUCUUACAUAGGUCAUGUUAGAGAAGACCAGACACGGAAAAUAUUAUCUUUAUCUGCCACUGAUCCUGAUAACGGUGAGAAUGGCAAGGUUUCAUAUUCAAUAGUGAACGACCAAAGCGAAAGUCCAGAAAAAUUUAAAGUUGCGUUCUCUAGUGGUGUUUUGAGAAAUAAAGUCAAGUUGGACCGGGAAAUAAAAUCGAGCUAUAAAUUGGUUAUUCGAGCAACUGACGGGGGUUCCAUACCUUUACAUCGUGAUAUCGUUGUGUAUAUUAUCGUCGAUGAUGUGAAUGAUAAUCCACCAAAGUUCACAAGAUUGUUCAGCGCUUCUAUACUGGAGGAUGCAAAAAUUGGAGAUUAUGUGUUACAGGUUACUUCGACGGAUGCCGACUUUAUUUCCAAUCAUACGUACAGUCUUGUUGAUAAUUCUGAUGGAUACUUCAAUAUCGAUAAAAACGGAAUUGUGACUUUAGCAAAGAGACUCGACAGAGAAAAUGCCGAAACGCACACACUGGAAGUAGAAUCUACAGAUGACAUGUGGACAACACAUACUACUGUCACUGUGAGAGUGGAAGACGUAAAUGACAAUCCACCGAUGUUUCAUUCUUCAAAGUAUUCCGCAUCGGUUGCUGUGAACACUAAUAUUGGAGCAAUGGUGUUGAAAAUAAAUUCAAGCGAUCCCGACGAAGGCAGAAACGGAAAGAUAAGUUACAGAAUAUCCGGAGGAAACAGGUACUUUGACAUCAAUGAGGUUGGCGAAAUUGUGACUUUGAGAGAACUAACUUGCAAAUCGGGAUUCACUUUCGAUUGUCCAGUCGAACACUCGUUCAAUGUACUUGCUUGUGAUAGUGGAUCACCGAAUUCUUUAUGCAGUUCAUGUUCCGUCAAAAUAGGUGUAAAAUCUGUGAAUCUUCACUCGCCUGUAUUCAUUGAAAACAACAUUAGGAUUGCUGUUCUGCAAUCUGCUGAAGUUGGAACUAAGGUUUAUACUGUUACUGCAACUGACGAAGACGUUGGAACGAAACUACAAUAUGAAAUAUCGAGUCGAAACACCGCUCCUUAUUUCACUUUUGGGAAUGGUGGUGAUAUUAUUUUGAAGCAAAAUGUUUCCAAUUUUUCUCUUGGACAAACUUUGCCUAUCGUUGUAAAAGUAUCGGAUGACGGAGUGCCACCCAGGUCUUCUAAUAUGAAUAUCGUCGUUGAAGUUACUGGUGCGAAUAUGCACAGUCCAACAUUUAAACGAUCUUCUUAUGAAUCAAAUCCAAUACCAGAGAAUUCCACUCGUGAAAUCAGAAUAAUAGAUAUUGAAGCAUAUGAUGAUGAUAUUGGAAUAAAUGGAAAGGUGAGAUAUGAGAUUAUAGAAGGGAACAUUCAAUCUGCAUUCAUCAUUGGCAAAGAAUCUGGAAUCAUCGUUCUCGACGGAACAUUGGACUAUGAGACUACACCUAUAUAUAAUAUUGUGAUAAAAGCAACCGACUACGCUGUGAACAGCAGAUCCACAACAGUAAAUGUCAAAAUUCCUGUGGGAGAUGUCAAUGACAAUGCACCAUAUUUCAAUGAAUCUUAUUUUGAGAUUCGUGUAAUCGAAUCAACGCCGACAGGGAAGAUUAUAUCCAGACUUACAGCUGAAGACAAGGAUAGUGAUGAGAAUGCUUUGAUCAAAUAUUACGUUGAUAAUUUUAAUACGAUCGGAAUACAAUCAUCAACUGGUGACAUAUACCUAACACAAAUGGUAGAUUUUGAGACCAAAUCGACAUAUACCUUGAAUGUCAUGGCUGAAAAUGAAAAAGGGAACGAAAAAGCAGAAUCAGAAUUGUCAGUUGUAGUGUUAGGCAGUAAUGAAUUUCCUCCAGAGUUUCUUCAGAAUACUUAUGAGUUCAAUAUUCCACACUCGGUUGGAAGAGGUACAGUCGUUGGAUUUGUGAAUGCAACAGACGAUGAUUCAGGAACUGAUGGUUUUAUUGAAUAUAUUCUAGAACCAGUCGAUAAUGACAAUUUCAGCAUGGACAAAACAUCUGGACUCAUUACGGCCGUUGACAGUUCUCUUUACUCAAUCGGUGACGUCAUACUCUUCACCAUAAUUGCUAAAAAUCCGACAUCAUCAUCUGAAGUUUGUUUGUACGACACUGCACAGUUACGAAUCAACAUCAUUUCAAACGAAUGUCAUCUAACGUUAUGUGAGAAUGGAGCUACGUGUGUCGAUGGCUUGACUGAGGCCAUUUGCUAUUGUCUACCUGGAUUCACAGGCGAACUUUGUGAAACGAACAUCGACGAUUGUGUCGGCCAGCCAUGUAAACGGGGAACGUGUGAAGACCAAGUGAACACUUAUCAAUGUUCUUGUGAUGAAGGAUAUACAGGAUAUAAUUGUGACGUCAUAAUCAAUCAUUGUGAAAACCAACCAUGCGAAAAUGGCGGAACAUGCCUAAAUACACCAACCUCGUUCAAAUGCAAUUGUCCUUUUGGUGCAAGUGGAUUGACAUGCAAUAUACAAAGUAUCAACUUUCCUGCGCAAUCGUACAUUAUUGUAGACGGAUUUGAUGAAGAAAUUUAUUUCGAGUUUUCGACUGUUUCAUCAUCAGCACUUUUAUUGUAUUCAUCUCUCAAUUCUGAAUCCUAUAUUACUUUGGAGAUUAUUGAGAAGAAGAUUGUGAUGAAAAUAAAAACAUCCAUAGAAAGUGACCUGGUACAAGUUACUUUGGAAAAAGUGGUGAACGAUGGUGGAUGGCACAAUAUACAAAUCAAUUUUGGAAGUUCAAGCUCUGGCACUUUGUUGUUGGACGAUUGUUCUUCUGAUGAAACUAAUUUAUGUUUUGGAACAUUUAACAUGAUUCAAGAUGUCGAUUUUACGUCGAGUCCAAUAACCAUCGGUGGGAUUCAAGGCAUAGCGGAUUUGAAUAGUGGAAAGCUGUCAUCUCACGACUAUGUUGGUUGUCUGCGUUCCCUGAGUAUCGAUUCAAACAACAUUUCAUCUGCUUCUUCCGAUUUAAUCCGUAAGAAGCAUUUGAUUUCAAACGGUUGUGACAAAACCACUUCUACGGGAGCAUGUGGCGCCAACGUAUGCGGUAAUGGCACCUGUACAGACUUAUGGUUGAAUGCUCAAUGCGAUUGUGAUGAUAGAUAUAUGGGCGCUAACUGCGAAUCAAGAAAGGUCGGACAGACGUUUACUGGCAAGGGUUUUGCUGAAAUUAAAUUCACGGAAUCAUUUGUACGAGAUUCAAUUUUACAAGAGGUUACAUCGUCUGCUGGUAAUCGAAGGAGACGCCGUAAUGUCGGUAGCUCUUCAACAUUCGAAAUCCAGUUUCGAACUUUAGAAAAAGAAUCACUAAUUGCGGUUUUUGUGGAUGUAACUGGAGAAAACUACGCUGCUUUAAUGGUAAUUGACGGGAAAUUGAACUAUCAUCACAAGACUGAAUCUGGAAUAGCAGUAGUCAAAUUAACAGAUGACAUAUCUGGUGGUAACUGGCAUACUGCUGAGGUUACAAUAUCAGGUUUUGAGGAUAAUUCUGCUGAAAUUACGCUCUCUAUGAAGGAUUCGAUCGCGCAGAAAACAACUUUUACAACUGGAAUUGGAGUUAUAAGCAAUUUUGCGGAUCCAUUACAAGUGAAGACAAUAUAUCUUGGAGGAAUACCAAGCUCAACUUCACUUUCUCUUCCCACAAAAACCAGUUUUAAAGGCUGCGUGUUUAAUUUUAAAUUGAAUGGUAUUACGUACCAAUUAAAUUCUGAUGCGACCAAUUAUGCAGUCACUGUAUCUUUAAGUGAGGCAGGAAUAUCCACAGGCUGUGACGGAGCUGGACUAACAUGCGAUCUUGUAACUUGUACGAAUGGUCGUAUUUGUGUUCCGGAUGGCGUCAGUGUUUCAAAGUGUGUGUGUCAAGACGGAUAUGUCGAAUCGAAUGGCGAUUGCGCAAUGAUUUCAACUGCAGGAUUUGAUUGGUGGAUAAUUGUUGUCGUUGUUGUUCUAUCAGUGUUUAUAGUCGGCGGAAUUUCGAUAUUUGCCGUCUGUUUCAGGAGAAGAAAGAACAAACGAAAAUCAGCACUGGCUCCAACCGAAAAUCGAACAGCAAGUUAUGAAUUUCAAGACAGAAGUAAUAAUGCAUAUGUAACCCCUGACCUUUUACCAAAUGAUGCACAAAUAAGCGAAAACGAACUUGAAAAACAGAAUCCCAGCCAAGAAGUAACAAUCGUGAAGUCUUCUUCAAAUGGUACAAUCAUAUCACAUACAAAUGGAACAACGGAACACAAACAUGUUUCACAGCAAAAUGAAUCUUUGUACAAAGCCUACGAUCCUAUUAUAAUGAGUGGAAGGCAAUCGACAACCGAUUUUAUUAAAAAUGAGAACUUGAAACUGACACAGAGACCAGCAUCUGCUCAGCCAAAUUUGGCACCGGUGCCUUCUCCACUUACAAUUUCCUCGGACGGGUAUUACGCAACUCCCAGGCGGAAAUACCAAAACCAAUUUCAUAUAAACCAAGCUAAGACUUUGCCUAGGAAGUCUACUAAUGGAAGUCAAGAUUAUAUUUCCGAUCGUAUACAGUCCACUCCACUUAGAUCUAUAUCUCGGAAUUCAGCCAAACUGAACUCUGAACCACGAACUUAUAGAGAAAAAAGAAGGCACAAUAGAAAAUCAAGGGAAUCUGAAACUCUAGAAGGAAUGAUGAGAGAGUUGUCAGAUAUUGUUGGGCUCACUAACGAAGAAAUGGAUCUACUUCAUGCUGGAGCGAUAGCUCUCGGGCAAGAUGCUAUAUAUGAUGACGGAUCGAGCGUUUCAACUUCUAGUCUCACUGACAUGAGUAUGCACUCAAGAACGACAUCUUCUUCAGUGAGAGUGAGAAGUUUUGUAAGAUCGGUUUCACCUCACAGAGACGCGCUUAUGAAAGAUUUAAUGCCUGGUACUGUGAUCAGUGACUCUGUUCAAUCGUUACCUAAAUCAACCAAGAAAAAAUUAGAGUUCAGAAGUGACUCAUAUGAAACAUUAGCGGUUCUCGGUCCGUUUGAGUUUCCUCCUCCACCCUCGGAAUCCGAGACAAACUCAUCCACUGCAUCGACUACAGAAGAUGAAGUAUGGGAUUCUACAACAAGUGAAUCGACAGUGGCUUCAACAGUUAAAAAAGUCAAUUCACCGGAUAACUCAUCAACUAGCAGUGGCGAUAAAUCUGGACAACUUGAUCUCAAUUUUCCGACCAACCUAGGAGAUUACUUCACAUCACUUGUUGAUGUAUUUGAUGACAUAUCUCGUCUUAAUUCGGAUGAUAAAGAAAGCAAUCUUCCACGAUCUGAAGAUCGUCGGCCGUCUGUCCUUCCUGGUUUUGUUGGACACGAGGUGUCUUUGUGGAGCGACAUAGAAACUCUUAGUAAACGCCCCCUCAGGAAAGGCGCCCACGAAAGAAGCACACUGGAAAACAUAUCACAAUCAUCCAUAAAUAAAGAAGAAGGCGACGAUCCAGUAACCCCAGUUAAAAAGAGGGGUAGCCGUGUCAAUUCACCGUCAAGUAUUAUUUUAGAACAAGUUAAUGGACGAGAAAGUAGAGCAUCUGAAAGAUCUUUAACGUCUCCGACAGAAGUAGACCCAAAAAAGAAGAAAACCGGUCGAAAUACGCCUAAGUCAUCAUCAGGUAGAAGCAGCAGGAAUUCAAAAAUGAAAACAGAGUUUGAGAAAUAUGUCUGAAUUGAAUGAAUUUUCACGAUGAAAAUGAAUGAAUGCAGCGGCGAUUUAGAGCACUAAAAACGAUAAUAAAAUGUGGUGUGUAAGGCGGGUUGUGCUGAAGUUCCUCUCAGUUUGCAUUAAAAACUUGUAAUCAAUCGCAUUUAUUAAUUUACUAUCGAACUGCUAAAUGUGCCAGUUGGGCAC